AAUCCAAAGAUGAAGACUUGACCUCUAAUAGUCUAGUGUACCUCUCAUCCGAAUUCAUGUGCAUUUUAUUUCCGAGCCCCUAGUUUUUGGAAAUGCUCUAAUCGUAGCAUAGAUUAAUCAUCAAGCACUAUUUUAUUUUAUUUUAUUUUUUUCCAUGGCCAUUCUUCAGCUCCAUACAACUCAACACACUCUGUUUACAGUACUUGUUUUUCUUCUUCAGUUUUCAUCUUCACUCGGGUACAAAUUCCCAGAUAAGUACUUCAUCAAUUGUGGGUCAAGUAGCGAUGUUACUGAAAGUGGUAAGGGUUAUGUUGGUGAAUCAAACCCUGACUACCCUGCAACGCAUUUUACCAACAGCAAGACAGAGAGCAGUGAGUCAUCCGUGUCUUCUCCUCUCUACCAAACAGCAAGGAUUUUUAAAAAUGAAUCUUGGUAUGAGUUCAGCACGGAGACAAACGGCACCUACCUGCUACGCCUCCAUUUCUUCGCUUUCUCUUCCUCGAGUAAUCUUUCCUCUGCUAGGUUUAACGUUUCCAUUCCUAGGUUCUGGCUGUUGAAAAAUUUCGAUGCCAGCAAUGGUACUAACAACUCUGUUUUAAUAAAAGAGUUUUUCAUGAAAAGCACUGCCUCCAGCAUCAGAAUCACCUUCAGACCUCUGUCAUCAUCAUUUGCGUUUGUGAAUGCUAUAGAACUAUUUGUACUGCCCCUCCUUUUGAUCGCAAAUGAUGUCACGGGUUUCAAUUAUAAUCGCCGUCCCUUAGGCUUAAAUUAUUACAGUGGUUUGCUCACUCGGGUGUUAGAGACCAGACACAGGCUUAAUGUCGGUGGCCAACCAGUCGCAAGGGACCAUGAUAAUUUACUCAGAAACUGGAUUACAGAUGAUAGGUAUCUCACGAAUCCAGCAAACGCUAAGAAUAGUACCCCUUAUGAAGGUCAAAUUCAGUACCAUGUGAGUGAUGACUCUGAUGGUCCAAACUCAGGUAAAUUUACUGCACCAAGUGAUGUCUACGGAACUGCUAAAGAGAUCAACAACAACACUAACCUGUCAAACAUCACGUGGAGUCUGCCGGUAGAGAAGAACACGGAUCAUCUCCUUCGCCUUCACUUCUGUGACUUUUGGAAUCAACAGGCUUUUCUUACAAUUUUCAAUAUGUUCAUUUACGACAGCUACUUUAUGCAAGUGAAUAAUGACACCAUUGUAUCUAGUCAGGUGCCUGCUCCUUGUUAUUAUGAUUUUGUGGUUACCUCUGAUGAAUCUGGGUUUAUGAACAUCAGUGUAGCACCUAUUAUUGCAAAUGUUUCCAAACCGAAUGCAUUUUUAAAUGGGCUAGAAAUAAUGAAAGUGAUUGAGUCCUCAGAUUCUGUUCCCAUGGACCUGGAGCAAUCCAAUCACAAUAAUCUUCCAUUGGUGCUGGGUUCAAUUCUUGGAGGUUUGGUCAUGAUAUUUGUUGUGAUGGUGCUUCUGUUUCUCUGGCCUGUUAAAAUCAGAAGGCAAAAGCGCGUUGAAAAUUCCAAUCCACUGUCAAUUCUCGUUACUGCUGGAGGGAGUUCUCACGCCAUAAAUAUUAGACUCAAACUUCCUUUGCUUGAUCUUCGAUUGGCAACAAACAACUUCGAUGCAAAUCAAAUAAUUGGCACGGGUGGUUUCGGCAGCGUGUAUAUGGGAGUUCUAAAAAAUGGCCUGAGAGUGGCUGUGAAAAGGAGUGAGUCAGGGUACUCAGGUCAAGGCCUUUCUGAAUUUCAGACGGAGAUCAUAGUUUUGUCCAAGAUUCGUCACAAACACCUUGUUUCCUUAAUUGGGUAUUGUGACGAAAGAGGUGAGAUGAUAUUAGUUUACGAGUUCAUGGAAAAAGGGACACUGAGAGACCAUUUGUACAAUACAAAUUUGCCAAGCUUAUCUUGGAAGCAGAGGCUUGAAAUUUGCAUUGGAGCCGCCAGAGGUCUUCAUUAUCUUCACAAAGGAGUUGCUGGGGGAAUCAUUCACCGCGACGUGAAGUCCACCAACAUAUUGCUUGAUGAGAAUUACGAGGCUAAAGUAGCUGACUUUGGCAUUUCAAGAACAGGUCCAGUUAAUCUUGAACCAUAUGUCAGCACAGAUGUUAAAGGCACUUUUGGGUAUCUUGAUCCUGAGUAUUUCAGGUUGCAAAAAUUAACAGAAAAAUCUGACGUGUAUUCAUUUGGGGUAGUUCUUCUGGAAGUUUUGUGCGCAAGACCAGCCAUUGACCCAUCGCUUCCAAGGGAGCUGGUGAAUUUGGCUGAAUGGGGAUUGUUUUGCAAAAACAAGGGGAUACUCGAUCACAUCAUUGAUCCUUCCAUCAAGGGCCAAAUUGAUCAAAACUCGCUAAGAAAGUUUAGUGAGACGGUAGAAAAAUGCUUGCAAGAAGAUGGUUCUGAUAGGCCAACCAUGGGUGAGGUGUUGUGGGACUUGGAGUAUGCACUGCAGCUUCAGAGAGGUGCAAAUGCAAUACAAAGAGAGCCUCACGAGGAUAGUUCAAGCAGUGCUUCUGCAUCACUUCAAUUGCCCAAUGUUAGGUGUCUUCCUUCACUAUCCACUCUAAGCGAAGUGGAUGGCUCGUCCAUUGUGUGGGGUGAAGAAUUCGAUGGUGCAGCAAUAUCCAAUGAAAAAUCAUGAUGAGGCUGACGCAAUAUCAAAUUCAAACCCUUCCAGCCAUAGUAAGUAAUUCCCAAAUUGAGAUGGCAAAUAGAAGAUUAAAAUGUAGGCAAAUUUUGUUCGGGAGAGAAGCUCGGCUGGUUGAUAAUGCUGAAUAGUUGGAAUUUGGUAUUUGUGGGCAAAUUUUUCAAAAUGAAACACUAAAUUAAAAUAAAGUAAAAUUUUUAUAAUUGUUAGUAAGGCUUACUGCAUAUUAAUUAAGGACACAUAUAUUAGGUUAUAAUUAUUCUUCGUAAAGUCAUUCAUUAUAAUACAUAUUGGAAAACUUGAGUCCAAAC
This is a messenger RNA of Abrus precatorius (Indian licorice), 2949 nucleotides long. RefSeq names its product probable receptor-like protein kinase At2g23200. Gene Ontology annotation, molecular function: transmembrane receptor protein tyrosine kinase activity; ATP binding. Lineage: Eukaryota; Viridiplantae; Streptophyta; Magnoliopsida; Fabales; Fabaceae. The transcript has a single exon. The record is from RefSeq and is a predicted model, not a curated record. Gene Ontology annotation, biological process: protein autophosphorylation. Bases 155 to 2632 code for a protein of 825 amino acids. Gene Ontology annotation, cellular component: plasmodesma; plasma membrane.